AUGAAUCUUUCGCCAUGGCUGCUCUUUCAUCUCCUUGCCUUCGUAGUCUCUUCUUCUUCUGCGAGCCGUUACAUAAUUCAAGUGGAGGAGCCGAUUGAGCCGCUGACGGGAUCGAGCCUGAAGAGCUGGCAUGAGUCUUUCUUGCCGUCGGCCGUCGAGGAGUCUGGUGCCAAUCGGCGGCUGCUACACUCCUACAGCGAAGUCUUCAGCGGGUUCGCUGCCGUACUAACGGAGGAGGAGCUGCAGGCGGUGGAGAAGAAGAAGGGUUUCGUGCGUGCACUCCCCGAUCGAGUGCUGCGCCUGAUGACCACCCACACGCCAGAUUUCCUCAGGCUCGAGAUCGGGAAGAAGGGGUUGUGGGAAGACACGAAGCUUGGGAGCGGAGUCAUCAUCGGAGUCCUCGACACUGGCGUGACGCCCGGUCACCCUUCUUUCGAUGAUGAGGGGGUCCCGCCUCCGCCCUCUAAGUGGAAGGGCUCGUGCGAUCUCGAGACCGGUUGCAACAACAAGCUCAUCGGCGCCAGGUCGAUGCUCUUUGACUUGGGUCAGAGUCCUCCCAUUGACGAGAACGGCCACGGGACCCACACUUCCUCCACCGCCGCAGGUAAUUUCGUCCGAAAUGUGAGCUACUACGGCUUGGCCAAUGGCACGGCCGCUGGGAUGGCCCCUCGGGCUCACCUCGCCAUCUACCAGGUCUGCUCCGGCAAUGGCAAUUGCAAUCCCUCCGACAUCCUCGCCGGGUUGGACGAAGCUGUCAAGGACGGCGUCGACAUCAUCUCUUUCUCGAUCAGCAGUGGUUCCACGCCUCUCAAUCGAGAUCCUAUCGCCAUCGGUUCGUUCGAGGCGGCCAGGAAGGGCAUCUUUGUUAGCUGCGCCGGCAGCAACUAUGGACCUGACUACUUCACCCUCUCCAACGAGGCGCCGUGGAUGCUCACUGUCGCAGCCAGCAGCGUCGACCGAAGCUUUAGUGCCUUCGUGAAGCUUCCCAACGGGAAGGUGAUUCCCGGGGAGUCUUUGGACCAGCCGACCAACUUCACUAAAAGCUCUCUUCCCCUGUACUACACCGACGAGUGCCUCAGGAAUCCUCCCGAUGAUAGCCACAGGGGCAACGUCUGGGUCUGCAAGGCCACCGAAAGUGGUAGUCCCGAAUAUGUGGCGAAGAUCGUCAAGUCCCACGGUGCCAGUGCAUUGAUCUACAUUUCCUGGAAGGUUGACGGCGCCACCAUCCAGCUCUUUAAGCUGAACUUCCCCACAGUAGUGAUCGCCAACCAAGACGGCUCUGACCUUAUAUCAUAUUUGAACUCCUCCUCUAACCCCUCUGCGUCGAUCGUCUUCAACGGGACGGUUCUCGGGGUAUCACCCACCCCGGCCGUAGCUUACUUCUCCUCCCGGGGGCCGUCGCUGGCGACACCGAGCAUCCUUAAGCCAGACAUCUCUGGCCCGGGCCUUAACAUCUUCGCGGCCUGGAUUCCUUCGAUUGGCUCUCCUGAUUACAAGAUCAUCUCCGGCACAUCCAUGGCGACGCCUCACCUCAGUGGCGUCGCAGCGCUCUUAAAGGCCGCGCACCCUACUUGGUCGUCGGCAGCUAUCAAGUCGGCUAUCGUCACCACUGCAAAUGCAGACGUCUAUGAUGAGUUGCUUAAGCCGGCGUUCCAUUUCGUCAAGGGCGCAGGACAAGUCAAUCCUAACAAAGCUUCCGAUCCCGGCCUUAUUUACGACAUCACUGACGAUGACUACAUCUCCUACAUCUGCGGCAAAUUCGGUGGCGAAGGCGCCAAAACAAUAGUGCGUGGAAUCGUGGACUGCUCUAAGUUCAAGAACUUGACGGAAGCGGAGCUCAACUACCCGUCGAUUCUGUUGUCCCCUAAAGGCGAGGAGAUGGUCAAUGUAAGUCGGACGGUCACGAAUGUCGGACCGGCGAGAUUGAGCUACAAGGUGUCGGUGACCAUAUCGGACCCUGCCGCAGCGGCUACUGUCACCCCCGAGACAUUGACGUUCACUGAGUUGAACGAGCAGAAGUCGUUCAGCGUGAGCGCGAAAUGGGCUGCCGGCGGACCUCCCAGUACUGGCAAUCAAUUCGUGGACGGAAAGUUAACUUGGACCUCCGAUGAUGGUAAGUAUGUAGUGACGAGCCCAUUGGUCAUCUCCGUCAUGGAGCCUUAG
Zingiber officinale is the source of this 2163-nucleotide messenger RNA. Its product is annotated as subtilisin-like protease. Gene Ontology annotation, biological process: proteolysis. The record is from RefSeq and is a predicted model, not a curated record. Bases 1 to 2163 code for a protein of 720 amino acids. NCBI's taxonomy places the organism in Eukaryota, Viridiplantae, Streptophyta, Magnoliopsida, Zingiberales, Zingiberaceae. Gene Ontology annotation, molecular function: serine-type endopeptidase activity. The transcript has a single exon.